GAGGACUUGGAAAUACCAUAUAUUGUAAUGGUAACCGUGAUGCACAUUCACUUACAAGUUUUCUUCAAUUUCCAGAACUCACCUGUUUGUGUUCGAUCGACUGUGCCGGGAGUGCUUGUCGUAGAUUUUUGUUUUUGUGGUAAUUGAGCUGUUCAUCGCCGAGUGUGCUGUGGAGAAAGUGACGUUAGGCUAGUGAGAAAGCCACUGAUAAUGAACAUAAAAUCCAGCAGUCACCCCACUGUCGUAUCACACAGAAAAGAAAAAAGGCGGAGGGUUAGAGUGGGGGAUCCAGAUUUCAAACCACCAGAUGGAGGAUGGGGCUGGUUGCUUGUCGUGGCCUGUGGUUUUGGCAAUCUGUUUUCUUUUCCGAUGUUCCAUCAGUUUGGAUUAGUUUUCAAAGAAAAAUUUGCGCUUGUAGGAAUAGAUACUAGUCAAACUUUAACGAUAUUGAAUUUAUGUGUGGCUUUCAAUACCGGAGUAGGUUUACUGAAUGGCCCAAUAUUCAAACUAUUCUCUCACAGACAAGUAGCCCUUGUGAGUGCUCUUGGCGUAGUUGUUUCCCUAAUUGUGUUAUCAAAUUGUGUGUCUUUCUGGUCUCAUAUACUCAUGUAUUCUUUAUGUUACGGAGCCAGUUUUGGUUUACUGGAAUCAGCAAACUCUUUAGCCAUCAACACCUACUUCAAAGAGAAAAGAAGAUCAGCUACAGGCUAUUCCUGGACACUCACAGGCUUUGGUCCUAUAGUUUGUCCCUACAUUAUGGUAUUUCUCGAACAUAUUUAUGGAGUGAAUGGAUUGAUAUUCAUUUUUGCCGGUGUUGCCAUGCACUCUUUUGCCUGUGCGCUCUUCCUCCAACCAGUCGAGUGGCAUACACCUUAUAGGGAACCAACUAUUGAACCAGAAAAAAGUUUCGAUAGCGACAAGCAAAGUCUAGAAAACUCCAAUCAGUUCUUCUCAAACGAAGGAUAUUGUGCUUCAGAACCUAGCACACCAGUAUUGAACUCAAGAGUUACUCACAAUGAUACGAGAGACCUGUACCAGGAGAAUAUACUAUCAUCACAGAGGAGCGCGUUUGAUUUGGUCGACGAAAACGGGAAAGGCAAGAAACAAUCUAUGAAUACUCAACAGAAGAACGAAUCGAAUGCCAAUGAAAACGAAGCCUCCAUUCAACAACAAGAUAACAAUGUGGUAGCAGGAGGUGUCUCUCUCUUGACUUUCAAGGCGCUCGAUAUGGAACAGAAAGAAAUUUUAGAUGAAUCAGUGUCUGGGAAUCCUGUAGUCGUUGAAACGGCUACCAAACCGCUCGACAGCAUUUGGCAAAAGUUUUGCCACUAUUUUGACAUAGAUCUCUUGAAAGACCCAACUUAUGUUGCUCUCAACUUGGGUCUGACUUUUGCGAACGUGACUGAGAUGAAUUUCAGCCUGGCGACGCCUAUAAUUUUAGCCGAAUUCAAUUUUACGGAAUAUGAAACGGCCAACUUCAUGUCACUUUUAGCCGCCACAGAUAUCGUUGUUAGACUCAUCAGCUCCGUGGUUGCUGACAGGAUAGGGUGGAGCAACAGGACGUACUUCCUUCUUGGUGUUAUGAGUAUGGCAUUAGGGAGAGUCUUACUGGUCCACACACAGAGUUACUACAUAGGAAUGGUUGUGGCCGUCAUCAUAGGAAGUGGCAAAGCGCUCAGAACAAUAUUCAUGAUCUUAGUGAUUCCAUCACACGUACCUCUAGAACGACUGCCAGCAGCUUACGGCUUACAGUUUGCAGUGAGUGGAAUAACAUUCGUGGUCUUAGGACCAGUUGUAGGCUGGAUUCGAGAACGAGUUGGAAGUUAUGUGCUUACCCUCCACAUCCUCAAUCUACUGACCUAUAUCACAGCCAUCGCCUGGACUAUUGAUAGUUGGUGUACGACAAAAAGGAAAGAAAAAGACAACCUGAAAAGCAAGUCUGUUGACUGAUGAAUAAAAAAUGGUGACUGGAGCUAAAGCUGGACCAGUAAUGCAAAGAAGCGAUUAAAAGGAAGACAAGAAUUCAGUAAAGAAGUUUUGAAGAUGAGUUGUACGUACCUACGAUCAUCUUCAAGAAACUGUACGCCGAUCGUAGUACAAAAUAUCGUUUUAAAAAUAUAUUUUUCAAAGCAGA
Messenger RNA from Leptinotarsa decemlineata (Colorado potato beetle), 2134 nucleotides. Its product is annotated as monocarboxylate transporter 9. Gene Ontology annotation, molecular function: monocarboxylic acid transmembrane transporter activity. Gene Ontology annotation, biological process: transmembrane transport; monocarboxylic acid transport. The record is from RefSeq and is a predicted model, not a curated record. Lineage: Eukaryota; Metazoa; Arthropoda; Insecta; Coleoptera; Chrysomelidae.